ACUAUCCAUCAGCAGACUGCUGUUCAAACAGGAGACAUGGGACUGUGGAGUCACCGAGGGGGGGAAAACUCUUCUCUGCGACUCACCACAACAACUCAAACCAAAGGGAGGAAGUCAUUUCUAGCUGAAAAUGUUUCACGGAGCCUAUAUUUCUAAUUUCUACUCAGUAAAGGACCGGAAGAGAGACAACUUAAAUGACAACUGAAGUUAUCCGUGCUUUUUUGAUACCUAGGGCAAAGUGCCACACCUUCGCUUAGCGCAACAGCUCCACUACACAGCUGGCCAAAUGGGGUGCCAAUGCUGCAGGAUGAUAAAAAGCUACAUCUACGACCCCUCCGUGGCAGUGGAUGUGAGGAAGACCGACUCUGCAGGCAGCUCGCUCUACCAGCCCCACUACCUCUCAGGCGGGGCCCCCGGCAGCGACCCGCUCAGCAGCCACAACAAGCAGAAGCAUGGCUUUCACAACCUGGGCUACAGUAAGUCCAGCGACAGCACCCUCAAACUAGAGGUGGACAACAACCACGUCAACCACAGUCUGCACGCCGCACCUUCACCUAUGAGGGAGCACCACCAAGGCAGCACUCCACCUGCAGAGGUGUACAUCAUCCAGCCAGAUGUUCUGGGGCCACGAUGGAUGAUGCAGGAUAAAAGCCCAAGCCCGGUGCCGGUUUACCCCAACAUAGACGAGUAUGCCAACCAGAGAAGCUACAGCAAACGGGGACACCGAGCGACAGAGAACGGGUGGGACAGCUCCAUCACCGAGUGUGGAACCGGCAACGAAAGCCUGUCAGCAGACGAGAUAGACGAGGGCGUAGGAGGGACGCCGGAGUACCCGUGCGACACCGGGGACGAGGGGAGCGUCCUGUCGGUGGACAUCCACACCAGCACCACUAGCCUGUCCUCAGCCGACACCAGAGACGACCACAGACCGCCAAAGACUCCGGACCUUUCCACCAUCGAGAGCGGGAUCUCUGUGACAAAGAGCGAGGAUGAGGAGGAGGACGAGGAGGUGCAGAGCGUCACGGACUCGAUGGUGGCGGAGGCCCUUGCCGCUCUGGAGGCCGCAACCGCCGGGGAGGACUUUGAGUGACACGUUGAGCUCUGCGUUUUCUCUCGUCACCUAGAAACUCAGACUUGAAACGCAACUCGACAGAGCGUUCAAAACCACAACGAGACUUUACCACAGUUCUGAAUGAAGGAAAACUCUGUUUACAAAAAAAAAAUAAGUGCAGAUUUAUUUUUCAACUCGAACUCUAUAUAUACUCGAUAUUUUUUUAUUGUGGUCGCUCAGACAGAAGAUAAUGUCUGCCUUGUGAGUUAGGCAACAUUUCCAAAGCUGCGAGGUUUGCAUAAAGCCACAAAAGAAGAGACAUCAGUGUGUAGACUGUGAAUACUGCCUGCAGCCAUAUCAGCCUGUUAGCCCUUUUGAAUAUAGUGUAUUUAACACUCCACAGUCCUAAUAAAAUAAAUAUGUGCUCAUA
Messenger RNA from Thunnus maccoyii (southern bluefin tuna), 1481 nucleotides. RefSeq lists its product as uncharacterized. Bases 287 to 1090 code for a protein of 267 amino acids. NCBI's taxonomy places the organism in Eukaryota, Metazoa, Chordata, Actinopteri, Scombriformes, Scombridae. The transcript is spliced from 3 exons. The record is from RefSeq and is a predicted model, not a curated record.